Notolabrus celidotus (New Zealand spotty) is the source of this 1083-nucleotide messenger RNA. It is a transcript of the gene ssr2, whose product is annotated as signal sequence receptor, beta. The coding region runs from base 128 to 691 and encodes 187 amino acids. Gene Ontology annotation, cellular component: membrane; endoplasmic reticulum. NCBI's taxonomy places the organism in Eukaryota, Metazoa, Chordata, Actinopteri, Labriformes, Labridae. The record is from RefSeq and is a predicted model, not a curated record. The transcript has 6 exons.
GUAGGGGGCUCUGCGCUGACUGUCACUCUGUCUUAGGUACACGUCAUGCAAACAGCAGCUAUAAGCUCCUGAGCAUGCGCGGAAGUGACUCCUUCUGCUGCAGCGGUGUAAAGAGAAACAGUACACGAUGUUUAAGUUGCUGACCGUACUUCUGGUUCUGGUCCUGGCUCUUCUGAGUCCAGGUUCAGGAGAGGAAGGAGCCCGUCUGCUGGCCUCCAAGUCUCUGCUGAACCGGUAUGCUGUGGAGGGCCGAGAUCUGACCCUGCAGUACAACAUAUACAACGUAGGCUCCAGUGCUGCUCUUGAGGUGGAGCUGUCUGAUGACUCCUUUCCUCCAGAGGAUUUCGGGAUUGUUUCAGGGAUGCUCAACGUGAAGUGGGACAGAAUCGCUCCAGCAAGUAAUGUCUCUCACACCGUGGUGCUGCGCCCCCUUAAGGCUGGAUACUUCAACUUCACCUCUGCUUCAGUCAGCUACCUGGCCCAGGAGGGUGGGCAGGUAGUGGUUGGGUAUACCAGCGCUCCCGGGCAGGGUGGCAUCCUUGCUCAGAGAGAGUUCGACCGCCGCUUUUCCCCCCACUAUCUGGACUGGUGUGCAUUCGGUGUCAUGACUCUGCCGUCCAUUGGCAUCCCACUGAUCCUCUGGUACUCCAGCAAGAGAAAGUAUGACUCCCCAAAGAACAAGAAAAACUAACCAGGAACACACACACACAGUGUGGGGAUGGGGUCUGAGAUGGGGGGGGGGUCCUGUGAGGAGGAUAAUAACCCAUAUUGGGGUCAGUUGGAUGAUCAAACGGAGCAGUGAGGUGAUGAGGAUUUCAUGUGAUUCCGAGUUUAAUAAACUGAAAUAAAAGAAACAGGUUGUUGUCACGUCGAGCUGCGUCGGUCUCACUAUUAAUUAAGAAACAUGACCUUAGAGUCUGUGUUGCUGUUAGAAACAUGUCUCAGAUCAUAACAUUUACAAAGUUUUUUAAUUCUGUUUCUGUCACAAAAAAACACGUUUUCGGAUUAAAUUCAGACUGGAAGGGAAGAGCUAGAUGCUGAUCUUCAAAAUAAAUGAAUAAAAUCAAGCUGUUUUUUUCUAAA